This is a messenger RNA of Adineta steineri, 597 nucleotides long. The record is from the annotation of a GenBank genome assembly. Lineage: Eukaryota; Metazoa; Rotifera; Eurotatoria; Adinetida; Adinetidae.
AUGCUGUUUCGUAUUUUGUUUUUAUUUUUCUUCAUAAAUCAAACUGAUUUAUCAAUUUUGGAAAAACAAAAACCAAUUAAUAUUAAAUGUAAUGAUUUACUUGUUGGUCAAUAUCGUUGUCAACAUCCAAAAAUUGAUAGUUUAACACAAGAACCUCAAGGUUGUGAACGACAUCACUUAAUAUCAAAUGGUGAAGAAAAUUUUUUUGAUACAGCACCUAUAAAUUGUUAUACAGCUCCAAAAAUAACUUGUGACGGAGGAAUUUAUAAUGAAACAAUUGAUGGAUUUAUGUUCGAAAAACGUACACCAUGUCGAUGGACAAAUGGAAAAUAUUAUCGUACAACAUUAGCCUUAUCUUUAUUUCUCGGUGUUUUUGGUAUUGAUCGCAUUUAUUUAGGAUACUAUGUAACAGGUUUAUUGAAGUUAUUUACUUGUGGUUUUAUGCUUGUUGGUGCUCUUGUCGAUUUUUUAUUAAUUGCACUACAAGUUCUAACACCAGCAGAUGGUUCAUUUUAUAUAAUUGAUUAUUAUGGACCUCGUAUUUUAUGGACUGAAUUCAAUGAAAAUCGAACUUAUUUAAAACCACAAAAUUAUUAA